Messenger RNA from Phaedon cochleariae (mustard beetle), 1385 nucleotides. The record is from the annotation of a GenBank genome assembly. NCBI's taxonomy places the organism in Eukaryota, Metazoa, Arthropoda, Insecta, Coleoptera, Chrysomelidae.
AUCAGAGGAACACCUAUACCUAUAUAUGGGUUUAUUAGUUACCUACCUAUAUCUUAUCUAUAACCGGUGACCAGAAAUUCAUAGAUGUUCCAUCAUUCGAUCAUUCGCGAUAGACAUCUACCUAUUCAUUUCAUAGCGUUGUGAAACUCCACUGAAAAAUUCGAGAAAUGGACGGAGACCACGAAAAUAUUCCUUUGCAAGAUCUGGCUAGACGAAAUCAAAAAUAUCGGUCUAUUUUUGAACAGUGUGACACGAACCGAGACGGUUUCAUUUGUUUUCGAGAACUCUAUGAUUUCCUCAAUUUCAAUCAAAGCAGUCGCAGAUUUUUGAAAAAAAAGGCUGUAAGACGAAUAGCAAAAGCGGCAGACUCUGACGGAGACAGACUAUUGGAUUUCGAUGAGUUUAUCGAGAUUUUGGAGAGGCAAGAUUUGCAAGAUUUAUUGGGAGGAUAUGUUUCUCGAUAUGUGCGAGCAUUGGUCCCUCACCCAAAGACACCUGCUGACCACGUGGACCGAGUCCACCAACUACAACUGAGAAGUUUCGGAUCAGAAGAAGAUGAUGAAGAGGAAAAGGACCUUUGUACUCAAUACACCUGUUGUCCUCCGCCCAUUUUCAUGUUCCUCAUUUCCAUGCUACAAUUCGCCCUGUUCAUAGCAGACGAGAUGACCAAAGACGAGUCUUAUUCUAUAUCGAGUGGCGUGACAGCCAAAGUGUUGCAGUAUGAUCCCCGAUAUAGAUCAGAAUUUUGGAGAUAUGUCACUUAUAUGUUCGUCCAUAUGGGAUACCUCCACAUCAUCGCGAACUUGAUAUUUCAACUGGGAUUCGGCAUAGCUCUGGAAAUGGUGAAUGAAUCGUGGAGGGUGUUGCUAAUUUAUUUCCUCGGAGGCAUUGCCGGUUGCUUGGCGCACGGUAUAAUCGACUCGAAUGCCAUACUGGGCGGAGCGAGCGGUGGGGUAUUUGCCCUUAUGACCGCCCAUUUGGCACAAGUUUUCUUGAACCUGGGUCAUUUGCCCAUUUCGAUAACCUGCAUCCAAUUGCUGAUAAUAUCGCUAUUGGUUUUUCCCGAACUAGCCCAAUCAGCUUACCAUAGGUAUUACCUCCAACAAAUCACUGAGGCGGGGGUAACUUGUCACUUAGGAGGUGCUUUUGCCGGUUUCCUCGUUGGCAUUUACAUAAUAAGAAACGUGAACAUCUCUCAGACUGAGAAGUACAUCUGGUGGGUAGCAUUGGUGAUAUUCAUCCUUCUUAUGGCAACUGGAAUAGCUCUCAACGUAUUGCAUGUGACUGUUUGAACAUAGACAGAUUCCUACUCAGUCUCAAUGACUACUUGUCUCUACUGAUCUCUAUAACAACCAGUAUAAAGAACUGCCAAUGCAAUAUCACUA